Stegostoma tigrinum is the source of this 7976-nucleotide messenger RNA. It is a transcript of the gene rptor, whose product is annotated as regulatory associated protein of MTOR, complex 1. Gene Ontology annotation, biological process: regulation of autophagy; cellular response to amino acid stimulus; positive regulation of cell growth. The record is from RefSeq and is a predicted model, not a curated record. NCBI's taxonomy places the organism in Eukaryota, Metazoa, Chordata, Chondrichthyes, Orectolobiformes, Stegostomatidae. The transcript is spliced from 34 exons. Bases 411 to 4415 code for a protein of 1334 amino acids. Gene Ontology annotation, molecular function: protein-macromolecule adaptor activity; protein binding. Gene Ontology annotation, cellular component: TORC1 complex; cytoplasm.
GAAAGACUGAGUCCAGUCUGUUAGACUGAGAGGACGGAGCACAUACAUGAGGCAACAUAAAAAACACACUUCCAGCCUGAGACCGGUUGCGACUGCGCGGAUGGAGCCGCGCGGCUCGCCGUAGGGGCGCGGGGCAUUGUGGCCUCGACCAAGAUGGCGUCCUCCGUUCGGGCGGAAUGAGGGGCCGCCGACCGGGAUUUCGAGGCGGCCGUACCGGCACCGGUACCUCCUUGUCCGAAUAGACUGCGUCUCGCUGUCAGCUUUCACCACCCCUUUUCCCCCCCUCACUUCCCCCUCCACUUGCUCUUUCCAUCACCCCCCCCUUCUCCUGAGGUGGAGGUGGUUGAGGGGGGGGGGGAAGGGGGAGAGGUGUCAGACUCUGGUUGUACUGAGUGGAGCCGGGCCGCAGCAUGGCUGGAGCCAGCCUCCUGGAGGACCUGCUGGAGGAGGAGCAGGGCGACAUGACCGACUGGAACCUCCCGGUGGCUUUCGUAAAGAAGCGGCACUCGGAGAAAAUCGAGGGAUCCAAGGCGGUCACCCAGAGCUGGCGCAUGAAAGACCGGAUGAAAACUGUCAGUGUUGCCUUAGUUCUGUGCCUGAAUGUUGGUGUGGACCCCCCAGAUGUGGUGAAAACUACUCCCUGUGCUCGUUUGGAGUGUUGGAUAGAUCCACUGUCCAUGAGCCCACAAAAAGCAUUGGAAAGUAUUGGUGCUAAUUUACAGAAGCAGUAUGAGAAUUGGCAACCAAGGGCCAGAUAUAAGCAAAGCCUGGAUCCAACAGUGGAUGAAGUUAAAAAACUUUGCACGUCCCUGAGACGCAAUGCUAAAGAAGAGCGUGUGCUUUUCCAUUACAACGGACAUGGAGUGCCAAGACCAACAGUGAAUGGCGAAAUCUGGGUGUUCAAUAAGAAUUAUACCCAAUAUAUUCCACUUUCUAUAUAUGAUCUUCAGACUUGGAUGGGAAGCCCCUCAAUAUUUGUGUAUGACUGCUCAAAUGCUGGAAUCAUAGUGAAGUCAUUUAAGCAGUUUGCAUUGCAGAGGGAACAGGAGUUAGAGGUUGCAGCUAUCAAUCCAAAUCAUCCACUUGCACAGAUGCCUUUGCCACCAUCAAUGAAGAACUGUAUCCAGCUGGCUGCCUGUGAGGCCACUGAACUUCUGCCCAUGAAUCCGGAUUUACCAGCAGAUCUUUUCACUUCCUGCCUUACUACACCUAUCAAAAUAGCAUUGCGCUGGUUCUGUAUGCAAAGGAGUGCCAAACUGGUGCCUGGCGUUACACUGGACUUGAUAGAAAAAAUUCCAGGAAGACUUAAUGACAGGCGAACUCCCCUUGGAGAACUCAAUUGGAUUUUUACAGCCAUAACGGACACCAUAGCUUGGAAUGUAUUACCAAGAGAUCUCUUCCAAAAAUUAUUUAGGCAAGACUUGUUGGUUGCCAGUUUAUUCCGGAACUUUCUCUUGGCUGAAAGGAUCAUGAGGUCAUAUAACUGUACCCCUGUCAGUAGUCCUCGGCUGCCCCCAACAUACAUGCAUGCUAUGUGGCAAGCUUGGGACCUUGCAGUGGAUAUUUGCCUUUCACAGCUUCCUACCAUCAUUGAAGAGGGAACAGCUUUUCGGCAUAGCCCAUUCUUUGCUGAGCAGCUAACAGCGUUUCAGGUCUGGCUGACAAUGGGUGUUGAGAACAGGAAUCCACCAGAACAGCUGCCAAUCGUCUUGCAGGUGCUGCUUAGCCAGGUCCACCGGCUGCGAGCACUGGAUUUGUUGGGAAGAUUUUUAGAUUUGGGUCCCUGGGCCGUGAGUCUAGCAUUAUCUGUUGGUAUUUUCCCAUAUGUUUUGAAACUGCUUCAGAGUUCAGCUCGAGAAUUAAGGCCCCUCCUGGUUUUCAUUUGGGCAAAGAUCUUGGCUGUAGAUAGUUCUUGCCAGGCUGACUUGGUGAAGGACAAUGGUCACAAGUAUUUCCUUUCUGUUUUGGCAGACCCAUACAUGCCAGCUGAACAUCGAACAAUGGCUGCCUUUAUUUUAGCUGUCAUUGUUAAUAAUUAUAAUACAGGACAGGAAGCCUGUUUACAGGGAAAUCUAAUAGCGAUCUGCUUGGAACAACUGAAUGACCCCCAUCCUUUACUGCGGCAGUGGGUGGCUAUUUGUUUGGGGCGUAUCUGGCAGAACUUUGAUGCCGCUCGCUGGUGUGGUGUAAGAGACAUUGCACAUGAGAAAUUGUACAUUCUUCUCUCAGAUCCAAUACCAGAGGUGCGUUGCUCUGCUGUCUUUUCCUUGGGCACAUUCGUUGGGAACUCAGCAGAGAGAACUGACCAUUCCACCACUAUUGAUCACAAUGUAGCAAUGAUGCUGGCCCAGCUCAUAAAUGAUGGAAGCCCUGUUGUUAGAAAGGAAUUGGUUGUGGCUUUCAGUCAUCUUGUCAUUCAGUAUGAAAGUAAUUUCUGCACCGUGGCUUUGCAGUUCAUGGAAGAAGAAAAGAACUACCCACUUCCCUCCCCUGCUAGUGUGAUAGAACCUGGAAAUUUCACACCAGUGCGUGAUGGGCCAGCAACUCCAAGGCUUCGUUCAGUGAGUUCCUAUGGGAAUAUCCGUGCUGCUACUUCGGUGCGAAACUUGAAUAAAUCUCUUCAGAAUCUUAAUUUAAAUGAAGAAACCGGUGGUUCAAACCCAUUCUCUCCUGGCUAUCUAAGCACCAGCAGUAGUGCCAGUAGUACCCUGGGAAGCCCUGACAAUGAUGAGUACAUCCUUUCAUUUGAAACCAUAGAUAAAAUGAGGAGAGUCAGUUCCUACAGCUCCUUGAACUCAUUAAUAGGUGUAUCAUUCAACAGCGUCUACACCCAAAUUUGGCGUGUUUUGCUUCACCUGGCAGCAGAUCCUUUCCCAGAAGUCUCAGACCUCGCUAUGAAGGUGCUCAACAACACAGCUUACAAGGCUACGGUUAAUGCCCGACCACAACGUAUUCUAGAUUCCACAAAUCUCACGCAGUCUGCACCAGCCAGUCCUACCAGUAAAGGAACACACAUCCAUCAAGUUGGGGGUUCGCCUCCUAUACCCAGCACUAGUAGUUCCAGUCUAACCAAUGAUGUGAGCAAACAGACGGGACCUAGGGAUAUUUCAGCAGUACCACGGCCAGGAACUGGUGCCACUGGGGGGUCGCAGUACACUCCACAUUCUCAUCAGUUUUCUCGAACACGAAAGAUGUUUGAUAAAGGUCCAGAUCAGACUGUUGAAGAUUCGGAAGAUGGAGUUGGGCACAAAAGUUUCAUGUCUCCAACUAUGCAAACAGGUUUCUGUGAUUGGAGUGCAAAGUAUUUUGCACAGCCAGUGAUGAAGAUUCCAGAGGAGCAUGAUGUUGAAAGCCUGGUUCGGAAGGAACGCGAAUGGAGAUUUCUACGCAAUGGGCGUGUUAGAAAACGAGCUGGUUGGAUUAUCGAGAAAGGUAUCACAAGAUUAGAUGACCAGAUCUUUAUAAACAGAAACCCAGGUGUCCCUUCUGUGGUGAAGUUUCAUCCGUUUACUCCAUGCAUAGCAGUGGCUGACAAAGACAGUAUAUGCUUUUGGGAUUGGGAGAAAGGAGAAAAACUCGACUAUUUCCACAAUGGGAAUCCCCGAUACACCCGGAUCACUGCAAUGGAAUACCUGAAUGGACAGGAUUUCUCUCUGCUUCUCUCUGCCACAGAUGAUGGAGCCAUUCGGGUUUGGAAGAAUUUUGCAGAUUUGGAAAAGAAUCCGGAGAUGGUGACUGCGUGGCAAGGGUUAUCUGACAUGCUCCCGACCACCAGAGGUGCUGGCAUGGUUGUAGACUGGGAACAGGAGACCGGUCUCUUAAUGACUUCGGGAGAUGUUCGCAUUAUUCGUAUCUGGGACACAGACCGAGAGACAAAAGUACAGGAUAUUCCAACUGGGGCAGACAGUUGUGUGACCAGUCUUUCCUGUGAUUCUACUCGUUCCCUAAUUGUCGGUGGCCUUGGAGAUGGCUCAGUCCGCAUCUACGAUAGGAGAAUGGCUCUGAGUGAAUGCCGUGUAAUGACUUACAGGGAACAUGCUGCAUGGGUGGUAAAAACCUAUCUGCAGAAGUCUCCUGAAGGCAAUAUCAUCACAGUGAGUGUAAAUGGAGAUGUGCGAUUUUUUGACCCACGGAUGCCUGAGUCAGUGAAAGUAAUUCAGACUGUAAAAGGAUUGACAGCGCUGGACUUUCAUCCACAAGCAAAUCUGUUUGCUUGUGGCUCCAUGAACCAGUUCAUAGCUGUAUAUAAUGCAAGUGGGGAUGUGAUAAGCAAUAUUAAAUACUAUGAUGGAUUUAUGGGGCAGAGGAUUGGAGCCAUUAGCUGCUUGGCUUUCCACCCGUAUUGGCCUCACUUAGCCGUUGGAAGCAACGACUACUACAUGUCUAUAUAUUCAGCAGAGAAGCGAAUUAGAUAACAAUGAAGCACACAGCCUUGCUUGUCCACUUUACCGAACUUGUGAUCGAUGCAGAUGCUGUAUAUUACUUCUAAUGUACAUAUAAAAUUAUUUACUUGAACGUCUGGUGACAGCUGCUGCAAGAUACGACUUGAACAACUUUCUCAUUAAAUAUUUCAGCUACUGUAGGACAAUUCACUGCAAUGGUCACGGUAUGUCUUGUUGUAAGGACAUGGCUGCCAAGCUUUUUUUUCCCCCCCGAGACGUGUCCAGACCUUAAAUUUUGUUUAUUUUUAUUUUUGUUUCUUUUGUGAAUUAGAUUUUAGCAUUCAAAUUAAUAUAAUUUACCCAGUCAAUACUGCCUGAGGAUGUUGUAACAACUGUGCAUAAAUUAUAAAUCCUAUCAGCUCCCUCGGUAGGCAAGUCUUCUGAAAAAGACUAAUAAAACCUUGGCUCACCAACCAUAUUAAAAUGCUAGUACCUACUCUGGUGGACUAUUAAAAAGCUCACAUCUUUGAUGUGGUGGUAUCCUUGUGAGCAUUAUUUUAUCCAUAAAUUGUAGCAGUUCCACACAAAAAAAUCAUGAUAUUCUGAAACAUUGUACAGACUUCUCUAUGAUUUGUUUUACUUCUUCCCUUUCUUGUGAUUUAAUUUUACAAAAUAAUUGCUAAUUGUAAUAGGAAAUUCAAAUCAAAUCGCACAAAUAACCAAUGAUGGAAAAGGAGACCUGAGCAGAAUCUGAGUGAUACACUCUCAUCUGUUGAAUGUAAAUAAAACCAUUAAAGGAAGUGGAAACUCGCCUGUGAAUGUUACUCUAGCGAUAAUUCUUGCACCCAGUCUUUGGACUGAUAUGAAGACUGAACGUUGAGACUAGUGUGAUAUUGUUGUUUGUUUGUCUUUAUAUUUUAAUGUAAAGCUGAUGCAGCGUGCAUAUUAUGAUCUGACAUUUAUAAAGCUAUGUAGUGGAAUAUUGUUUUAUUAUGUGCAUUAUUGAUUUAAAACAAAUUCAGCAUUGACUUUUUUAAAAACGAGGCAGUUAUAAUAUUAACACUAGGUAGGCAUUUGAUCACAAUCAAACUCAGCUCAUAUUUAAGUAAAAUAUUAAUUUUUAUGCUUUUUACAAUGCAGAAGAAAUAUUGGUUCUCAAGUUGCCCCCACAGUUUUAUCUUGGUUUUUGCUGCGUAAGUUGAGAGCAAUUUUGAGGAAAAUAAAACAUAGAAUUUGCUAUUUCACAUGUUCAUUGAGUGAAAGUUAAGGAGAGUGAAGGAUGUCUUUUUGAUUGCAAUCUGUAUGUAUAGUUUUGGAUGCCUUUGCAUGGAAAUAGAACUUAGAGUCUAAUCCACCCUUCGUGUAUUAUAAGCUGGUGUUUCUCAGCUGAACUACUGAAUGAAAUUGGUUUGAUGUGGGGGGUCUUUCAACAGAAACCAAAGCUUAAUUAUAGUGGCAUGCUUUCAGGUUACUCAUGAAUUCAGAAACACAUCUAUAUUAUCAUUUCAGAAAUUAAAGACUCAAUAGUUGGAAAAAGCUUUUUAUUUAAAUCAUAUCUGGCUUCAUUCUGAUGCUGUUAAAAUACGUACUGUGUUUAAUCCAGUAACUGUUUCCUGACAUAAAAAGUCAGCGCAGUUAAAAUUUUUUGCAUUGACAACUAACUGAAAUAAGAUAACUGUGUCUUGCAAAAUAUACUGGAAUCCAAAACACAUGCAUCAAAUUUGAUUCUUUGCUCUCAAGUAAUGUGGAAAAUCUUUAGUUUCACUCAAAUACAUUCUAUCACCUUUUUACAUUGAAAGCACAAAAUUAUAAAUGAAAAUAAAUUGGAUAAAUAUAAAAAAUACACCUGCAUAGAUUGAAUAUCCAUAUACGAGCUGUAUCUAUGCAAAUGAUUUGGAGUUGGCUCAAGUAUUUUUCUCACUGGAAUCUGCUGACCUUUCAUUCAAGCUAAAAUGGAAUACCUCAGUCUGAGUGCUAUUUAGCAACCAUAAACUACUCAUUGAAUAAUUUAGCUAUUUUGUUUGUAGCAUUCUUGUUGUCAGCGUGUGCUGCAAAUUAGAGCGCAGUGCUUAGGAGCAUUCAAGGUUUCAGUCUUUGUGCAUAGUGUAGAACCUUGGGGAGGACCUGAUAUUUAAAGGUACGUUCCCAUUCACUUUUACAUUGCUGAAUUUGCAACUAAUUGAUUUUGGAUUAUCAGUAAACAACACAGUACCUACAGAUCAGCAUUUUCUAGUCUUUUGACCUGUUGGAUCAUAAGCAAGAUAAAUUAGCAAGAAAAAAAAAUUAUUGCAAAUAGGAGCUCCUUUAUCUUGACAUUUGUAAGUUGGAUUUCAAAUCUUUAGCCCCACAGAUCUUUCACAGGCCAUAGUUUAAACAUCCCUGGUUUGUACCAAAUGCAUUUUGAUUGCAGAUUUCUUUGGCAUUUAUUUGAUUUCUGCCUCUAAAGACCCUGUGUUGAGAAGUUGUUGAUGUAAUUCUCUUUUAACUGAGGCAGUGACUUAUGUUCAGGCUUUAGAUGACAAUUCAUAUGUUACCUACAGUCUGAUAUAACACAAUCCUAAGGAGAAAAUAGGACAGAGUUGUGACAAAAAUUCAAAAUGUAUAAAACUUCUUCUCCCUUUGGAACUCUUCUAUCAAAUAGUUAUCGAAAUCUAUUACAACUUAGUGAAGUGUACUGUGUUUCCAGAUGUGUUUCAAAGCGUAAUCUUCAUGACAACUCACUCCACAUAGUUGUGAAAAAUAAUUUUCCACAUGUUCUCUUUUGCAAUUUAGUUUCUUUAAAGAAAAACCUCUGGAAAUUACAUUGUGUGGUUCCCACUGGGUUGAAUUAAUUUCUUCUUUUUAAAUACCUGCCUGCAUUCUGAGAAUAAAUUGUUGUAACCCCAAAUCCUUCAAUACUAGGAUGUAGCUGCAAAUACAUUUUUUGUCAUCUUCCUUUGGCUUCUUCAAUAUGUUGUUUUUACUUAUGUAAUUAAAAUCAACUCAAAUAUUUCCAGUCAGGAUUUAGACUGCAUCUUCUACAGUCAAAGGUAUGGUUCCUUAAAUGAUGAAUAAUGUCUUUUAUUUGGCAGUUGAAAUCAAAUUGGCAGCUUUCUAAGAAAUAACUUUUGAACAAAUUUUGACAAGAACAUUUGCAUAUUUUCAUAUUUGUUUUUCAAAAAUGCAUAUAUACCCAUUACUGAUUUGCAACAGUUUAGCGUUGUCACUUUUGUGAGAUUUAACAUACAGUAUCAGAGCUGUGUGCUUUCUUGGCAACAGCUGAAUGGUGAAAUGUGGAAUGAACAACCAAAUGGGUUUGAUGUGGGGCAGAGAAAUAUAUCAAUCCUUUUACUUUCAAAUAAUUUGCUGAAACAAAGUUAACAUGAAUGUGUCUAUUUGAAAUCCACUAACCUUGGUUUUGUGUAAUCUGUUCUGUUUCUGCUGGGGUGUUCCUUUCAUCCAUUUGUUGUCUAUUUACUGCAUAUGGAUUUCAUAUGCCGGGCAUUAAAUCAUUGAGGGAGGAUAUAUUGAUGUGAUACCUCAUGAGCCACUGUUUUGUAUGUCUGCUUUUUAGAUGAAAGUGCACAAUUAAAACUAUAUUGGUGAAUAAAUCAA